AUGUUUAGGAAAUUUGGACAUUCAACUGUACGGAAUGGCUCUAGAAUUAGCAGUAAUGGUAUAAGAAGUAGCCAUAAUUUUGGGGGAUCUCGGCGAUCUCAAUCAUCGUUUACUUUUUUGAAUAACCACUCAUUACUACAAAAAGACCAAGUGAAACAGUCCAAGAAGAAGAGCCGCAGGUCAGUUUUCAAAGCAGACGAUGAAGUUGAAAGAUCUCAACAGAAAAAAAUGACUGUAGAAAUAAGUGGACGUGGAAGGAAACAGCAAAGACAUGAUUAUUCGUGGUUGCCCAGAGUGCCAUCUACCGGGAAUCUUAAACCUCGCGAUAUGAGUAUGAAAGUGUUAUAUUCUGGUUACAGACCACUUUUCAUAAAUCCAGACGAGAUAAAAACCAGUUCAGAGGGCUCUGGAACAGGUGGUACACUAUACGAGUUUGCCAUGAAAUUAGAGGAGCUUGGGGAUCAAUCUCCAUGGGUCACAUCUGCGACAGGAUUAGAGUAUUAUAGGGAAUGGGAUAGUAUACCCGGGGAAUUACAGAAAAAGCUGAAACCAUUCACUGCACCAGAGCAGGCCGCUUCAGACAAUGUUAAGAACGCAGAAGCUUUGAAAAAUCUAAAAGAACAAUUGUAUCUAAAUGAGAAGGCUAAGAUAUUGGACAGACGUAAGGGGAGAAAAAAACCAGUGGUAUCUCUGUUACAACUGAGGAAAAAACUCAAACAAGACGAUUAG
Molecule: messenger RNA, 729 nt
Organism: Torulaspora delbrueckii
Lineage: Eukaryota; Fungi; Ascomycota; Saccharomycetes; Saccharomycetales; Saccharomycetaceae
Gene: PET20
Product: Pet20p
Exons: 1
Coding region: 1-729 (242 amino acids)
Cellular component (GO): mitochondrion
Source: RefSeq, a predicted model, not a curated record